Messenger RNA from Oreochromis niloticus (Nile tilapia), 3109 nucleotides. RefSeq names its product zinc finger protein OZF. Gene Ontology annotation, biological process: regulation of DNA-templated transcription. The record is from RefSeq and is a predicted model, not a curated record. The transcript has 5 exons. Gene Ontology annotation, molecular function: RNA polymerase II cis-regulatory region sequence-specific DNA binding; DNA-binding transcription factor activity, RNA polymerase II-specific. Bases 442 to 1665 code for a protein of 407 amino acids. Lineage: Eukaryota; Metazoa; Chordata; Actinopteri; Cichliformes; Cichlidae.
AAGGACUUGACUUUUGUCGGACUGGCCCUCUAGUCCACCGGAAGUAUAAUAGAAGAGAAAUGACGGAAAUGACGCAACGGUUACUGUUUAACAUGUCUAGUGUUCGGGUUUCAGAGUGAUUGUUGUUGAAGAAAUCUGCUAACAAGUUAAAAAAAAAACAAAAAAAAACGAUCGUCCGGCAUGAGAAGGAGACCGGCCGUCAGCUCAGACUGCUGGACAUCAGCUGGAAACCGGAGAUAAAGCCACACAUUACAGAUGUCUAUAAGUUGCGGCACUUCAACAUUUAGAUAAUGCUACAGAAGAGGAACGAACAUAAGGGAGUGAUGUUAUUUACGUCGCAGGGAGAAAAAAGAAAGAGAGCUAAUGUCACACAGAGAUGGAGAAAGAUAAGAAAGAGGACAGGAAGAAGAGAGGUUAGAUUCAAAGUCCUCCCACAUCAACAUGAAUUGUGAGGAAGAGGAGGGUCUGGAUGAUCAGCAGGUCUGUAACCAGGAGAGGAACUCCAGUCUGGACCAAAAAGAGCCUCCUCAGAUUAAAGAGGAACAGGAGGAAGUCUGCACCGGUCAGGAGGCCGAAGGCAUCAUCGUCUGGACCGGAAAAGAGCGGCUCAGACUGCUGGAUACCAUUUGGAAACCUGAAAUAAAGUUACACAGAAUAGACCUCCACCAGCAGGAUAUCGGUAAGGAGGAAGAAGUUCUCACAGAUCAGCAGGUCUGUAACCAAGAGAGGAACUCUAAUCUGGAACAGGAGGAUCCAGAACCUCCGCAGAUUAAAGAAGAACAGGAGGAAAUCUGCAUCAGUCAUGAGGAAGAACCGCUUGUAUUGAAGGAGGAGACUGAGACCUUUAUGUUGGCUUCUACUUACAAGGAAUGUAAAUCAGAACCAAACAGUGACCAGUUCCUUUUUCACAACUCUCCUGAUCCAGAGAGCCAAGAACAAGAAGAAAGCGAGCAUGUGGACUUAACAUCAAGUAAAAAGUUAUUAAAAUGUGACACUUGUGGAAAAAAUUUUCAGUAUCAGUCCAAACUUAAUAGACAUCUGAGAGCUCACACAGGUGAGAAGCCAUAUUUUUGUGUCACAUGUGGAAAGAGAUUUAGUCAGAUGAUACACUUAAGAAAGCACAUCAGAAUUCACACAGGUGAGAAGCCUCAUCCUUGUAGCAUCUGUGGGAAUAAGUUUAAUGACAUGUCAGCGUUCAAAUCGCACAUGAGAAUUCAUACCGGUGAAAGACCAUAUUCUUGUAGCACCUGUGGGAAAAGUUUUAGCCAAAUGAUACACUUGAAAAUUCACAUGAGAGUUCACACAGGUGAGAAGCCAUAUCCUUGUGAUAUGUGUGAGAAAAGAUUCACAAAUUUGAUAAACUUGAAAACGCACAUAAGAAUUCACACGGGAGAGAAACCACAUUCUUGUAACAUCUGUGGGAAAACCUUUCGUCAGAAUUCGACGUUGCAAACUCAUCUAAGAAUCCACACCGGUGCGAAACCAUAUUCUUGUAGCGCCUGUGGAAAAAGAUUUAGUCAUAUUAAAAACUUGACAACUCACUCAAGAAUUCACACAGGUGAGAAGCCAUAUACUUGUAGCACCUGUGGGAAAAAUUUCAGUCAGUUGACUCAUUUAAAAAGUCACAUGAGAAUUCAUACUACCUUACAAAAUGUAGCAGAGUAGGAGUGUGUGACUGUUAGAAUGCAUAGUGAGGAAAAUCACAGCUACACCUGAGGGGAAAAAAGAUGACCUUAUAUUCUGGUCUGUAUGGUAUAGUUUUUAAUAAUAUUUAUUCAAAUUGGCUGUGUUUUUGUUCUGAUGUAAUUGAAAGCCCAGUUUUAUAAAAGGGUCUCAAAUAAGCCAGUUAUUAGAACAUUUCCUACUGAACCAUCUUCAGUUUGUAUAAACGUUUCACGGUACAAAUUUUAAACCUGCUAAAGUCCUGUGAAAUUUAAAGUUAUAUUUUUUAAGUUACUUUCAAAAGUUAUAUGGUUUGUAACUAAGUUGUAAAGUGGUUUUUAUAUAUAUAUAAAUGGUUAAAAACACAACAUUUUCUGGGUAUUGGCUAGUUAAAAUAUGAAAUAAAACACCCAGCUGACCUAUAGAGUCCUGUAUUUGAGCACACACUAAUAAAAUAAAUAAAAACAACUAGGGUUAAUCUCUGAGGGUUAUAGUUACCAUUAUAUUGUUUUAUUUUAUGAUAAUGCAACCAUGUAGAAUAUUUUUUUCUUCCUUAUUUACAAAAAAUGAAGAAAAUGCUAUUUUCAAGCAUUUGAGCAAAAAUGAUAAAUGUUUUAACAAAAACAAAAAUAUCAAUAAAGUUUAAUGUGAAUAGAACAAGUUUCUAGAUGGUUGUGUAAUUAUAAAUUGUAAAAUAAUUUCAUUAGAUAUUUGCAUAGUUAAUCAAAUCAUUAAAUAAUCCUUUUCCAAUUUACAUAACAAUGUUAUGUUUCAAAGUGUGGGGAUACUUUCCCUCUUUUCAUAUUUUAACAAGAAUUAUCAGAGUUGUCCAAAAGCAGUAUUUGUUUCCUCUUCUGCCUGUCAGCUUAGACAUUGUCAUAUUAUAAUAUAAUAUGUUACAUAUAAUCUAAUAACUGAAAUAACACAAAUAAAAGGAUGAAAUAAGCCAAUAAAAGAAACAUAAACAAGAGGAGCCUGUAGAUUUUAUUGAAUGUAUCUUGGAAAAGCUACAUAUGUUGGGCACAACAGUGAUUUUUACAUCAUAAUUUGUAUUUUAUAAGCUGCCAGACAGGACAGGAUUUAAUUUUUUUUAAAAGCAUCAAAUUAAAUUUUUAUCAAAACAAAAAAGUUUCUGUUGCACCUUCUCCAAUUUGAAUAAAAAUGUUAUAUUUUAACCUGAAUUAUCAGAGUUGUGUAAGCAGUAGGUCUCAAAAUGGUAGGUAAGUAGAGUAGGGCAAAAAAAAGGCCUGAAAGUGGGUCAUUGGACCAUUUAAAAAAAACAAAAAAACAAAACUAUUCAAUAUAUGAAGCCUAAAUUUCACAGCAAUCAGUAUAAAUGUUUAAAAUUUCUACUGUAAAAUCUUUAUGCAAAUCUGAGAUGGGCUAGCAGAAAGCUUUAUUGAUUUGACACAGACUUACCCAGAAGUCAACAAGUAACAUAAGCCCA